This is a messenger RNA of Cucumis sativus (cucumber), 1464 nucleotides long. RefSeq names its product probable F-box protein At4g22030. The record is from RefSeq and is a predicted model, not a curated record. Lineage: Eukaryota; Viridiplantae; Streptophyta; Magnoliopsida; Cucurbitales; Cucurbitaceae. The transcript has a single exon. Bases 65 to 1327 code for a protein of 420 amino acids.
UUCAUUACAAAAACACUAACCCUCUUAUUCCUCUCUUUCCCAAAACUAACAAAAGAUUUCAACAAUGGCUUCUUUACAAUCUUUACCUCUCUUCUCGGCUUCCCAUUCUUCAAAAACAUCCACUACCAAUGCCUCACUUCACAUCCCAAAGCUUCCUAAUCUCAGAAUCUCCGCCCCCAAACUCCCUAAAACUUCCACACCCUCCGUUAAAAUGAUCGAGCAACUUUGUUUAAACCAACCCAUUCUUAAUGUUAUUCCUACGGAAUCGCCUCUCAAAUCACAGCUUCACGCCAUCUUAGAAGCCGUAGCCGAUCGUGUAGAAAUGCACAACAACAUUUGCCAACAGCGAGACAAUUGGAAUUCCCUUUUCCUCAAUUCCAUCAAUAUGAUAACUCUAACCGCCUCUGCCCUUGCCGCCUCCGCACCCGCCGUCGGAUCCCUCGGAGCUCCUCUUUUGGCUCUCAAAGUGUCGUCGGCUCUGCUUUUCUCUGCUGCGACAGGGAUGUUGGUGAUGGUGAACAAAAUUCAACCAUCACAAUUGGCUGAAGAGCAGCGAAAUGCGGCUAGAUUGUUUAAGCAGCUCCAAACCCAAAUCCAAAGCUUGAUUCUUGAUGGAGCUCCUACUCAAGUGGACGUCGACUCCGCCAUGAAAAAAGUGUUGGCGAUCGAUAAAGCAUACCCACUUCCUUUGCUUGGUGCAAUGCUUGAAAAAUUCCCCAAGACAGUCGAGCCGGCUUCGUGGUGGCCCAAUUCUUCGGAAAAUUACGAAUCUCAGACGAAGAAUGGAAACACCCAUUUUGAUGGAAAGCAAGGUCGAGAUUCCAAUGGGUGGAGCGUUGAACUCGAGGCCGAAAUGAGGGAGGUUGUUGAAAUCGUGAAGUCAAAAGACGCCGAAGAUUACGUUAGGCUUGGGAAUUUAGUUUUGAAGGUUAAUAAAACAUUGGCAAUCACAGGCCCUGUUCUCACCGGCAUUGCGGCUUUGAGUUCUGCUUUUGUGGGUGAUUGGUCAUCCGCAGGGAUGGCAGUGGCUGCGGUGGCCGGAUCAUUAGCAGCCGCCGUGAACGCGUUAGAGCACGGUGGGCAAAUUGGGAUGGUGUUCGAGAUGUAUAGGAAUAGUGCCGGCUUCUUCGGGCUAUUGGAAGAAUCCAUUAGAGGGACACUUGGGGAGAAAGAAUGGGAGAAGAGGGAAAAUGGUGAAGUGUUUGAAAGGAAAGUGGCUUUGAAAUUGGGAAGAAGCUUAUCUCAGCUUAGACAAUUGGCCACUAAAUCAGCUGCAGCUAGAGAGGAAGGAUUUUCCAUGGAUGAAUUUGCUAGCAAGCUCUUCUGAUUGAUUUAUUCUUUUGAUGUUUUAAUUCGUUUAUUCUUUGAGAUAGGUAAUAUUAAGUCUAAUCCAAUCUGGUAAAGAAAACAUUAACCAUACAUAUGACUUUUAAUUUUAUUUUGAGAUACUUUUAUUGAUUUUUA